This is a messenger RNA of Pseudo-nitzschia multistriata, 1735 nucleotides long. The record is from the annotation of a GenBank genome assembly. Lineage: Eukaryota; Bacillariophyta; Bacillariophyceae; Bacillariales; Bacillariaceae.
GAAACGAGACGGUAGAACACCGAUCUAAAUACAUAAUUGGUACUACUAAUUCUAAUAAAAAUGCUACUGCGACUCGUUCCGGUUGACUCACGCCUUUGGGUUCACGUAGCCUCCCGCGGGGGCCACGUUCUUCGCGUUCGUGUCGCUGUAUUCCUUCAAAAAGAACCGCGAGCUCUUCAGGUCGUGACCCUUCUUGGCCGGAGGAUCGCUCCCGCUCACAAAGCCCACCAGGUUCAGCGUGUUGAAGACCCAGAUGCUGCCCUGCCGGCCGCCGGAUCCGCUGUCGUCCCAGAUCUUUGCCAGGUACCCGCUCGGCUUGCACCAGUCCCGCGGGACGCAACGCAUGCGCUUCACGUCCGGCUGCUUGUCCUGCUUGGUUCCGAUGAACCCGAGCGCCACGAACUCGUCGCCCGGGGGGACGGCCUCCCAGCCGUAGAACGGGUUGCUCCCGUGCGUCACGCUCCACGCCAGCCGGUAGCGCGCCGGGUGGGGCAUGAACUUGUCCAGGACGUGGGGCAGCCAGCUGCUGCCGCCCACCCAGCUGCCCGUGGUAUCCGUGACCUCGAUGCACAGCCGGUCCUUGCCGUCGCGGCUUGGGUUGUCGUACCCCGAUCCCGCAAAGUGCCCCAGCGAAAAGGAUUCCUUGUUCUGGCGGAACGCACCGCUCUGGAUGACCGGCUCCCAGAUGCUGAUCUUUUUUCGCGACAUGCUGCCCUGGCUGUUCCAAAUCAUGUGGAACUUGGUCACCUUCUUUACCUUCACCUUCACGGCUGCGAGAACAGGGGGCGGAAUGUUCACCACCCGUUUCUCUUUGUUGUCCGACGGCAUCGGCGGCAGAGGCAUGCCAUUGUUAAAGGCUGCCGCGUUAGACGCCAUUGUUCCGUCGUCUUCAAAGCCAACGGCUGCUUUGAACUCGUCGAGAUUGAUGUAUCCAUCCUUGUCUUGGUCCACUUCCUUCAUAAAGUCKAGRAGAAGUUGUUGAUCGAGGGGCAGUCCCAGCCAUGCAAGCCCUCGUUUGACAUCGUCGUAGUUCAGGAGACCGUCCCGGUCCCGAUCGAUUGCAUUGAAGCAGUCCCUCGGAUACAUGCCUCGGGCCUUGAGCAUUGCUGUGAUCCUUCCUGCAGCGAUCUUGUAGUUCAGCACGUGGUGCUCAUCCGCAUUGAUAAACACCUUCGACAAGGCAGACGUUGCGGGAUCCUUUUGCUUUCGACGACGGUUGCUCAUGACUUCCACAAAAUAAUUGUAGCGCAUCUCCUUGUUGUUCUCUUGAAUUGCUCGGAAGAGCAAACUGACUUCGCGGGGUUGAUAAUUGAGAGAACUGUCGAUGAAGCGAUAACAUGCCUUGGCAGUAGAAUCUUGAAAGCUCCUGGCUSGUUGAUAACCGUAUGUCGAAUCCAGUAGAGUUCUAUCGGUUCGAAGCGCUACAGCGCAAUCCUUUCCUGGAAUCAAUGGAAGAGAAAGCUGAUGAUGCAUAACGGCACGCAUGCAUUCGGCCUCGAACAACGAAAGAGCAACAUAGUAUCUACCUGCCUGCACUCGGUUGUACAGACGCUGCUCGAGCAAUCGCUUCAAUUCUUCAAAACUAACGGGACGGUUGGCAAAGUCAGGCAUUUGCUGGAAAAACUUGUCGCCCUCUUCACMAUCUACGUCGACGUCCACUGCUUUCAACACUUCUUCAAGCUCGGCAAAUGAGAUUGUCCCCGAUUUGUUGUUGUCGGCGCUUGUAAACGCCCUU